AUCUGUUUAUGGCGUCUUGUGUAAAAUAGAGAAGUUGUAAAAUAAACCGUUAAAAAUAUUUCCCUCAAACUUAUUAACUGCCGGUGCGUGUGAAAUGGGUUCCAAGAAACACAAAAAGCAUAAAUCUGAUAGAAAGGAUAGAUAUGAAGAUAAACAGUUCGGGAUAGAGAAACCGCCUGGUCUUAAGCUUAUCCUGAAGGUUGGUAGUUCGUCGACUCCUGAACACAGUAGCGAUUCUCCAGGUCCGUCAGUCCCACUGGUGCACACGAACAUCAACUACAGUGUCACUCCAACAGCUGCAGAUGACGAGUCGAGGCAUUCUGCAGCUUCCUUUCAUGGCAGGGAUGAAGCCCAUUUGGAACGACAACAUAAGAAGGCCAAGAAAAAAAAGAAAAAGAAAGAAAAGGACAAGGACAGAGAAAAGCACGAGAAGAAGCAUAAGCAUCAUCACAAGGAGAAAAGAAAAAGGAUUCGCGAUGAAUCCAGCCAGGACGACAUCAGCAUAGGCGAGGAAAGUCUGUCGGAUCCUCCGCUUUCAAAACGCAUAAUGGACGACAAUGGUGUUGUGAUUGGUGUGAAAGUAGAGCAUGGAAGCAACUCGAUGGAUGGACUGCAGUCGAAUAGUCCGGCACAAGGCCUGGCCGCCGGCCCGGGCGGGGUCCCGCGGGAGCCGCGCACGUGCGUGCUGAGGCAGCGGCAGGAGCGCACGGCGCUCCAGAAGCUGCUGGACUACCUGCUCAAGGGCCUGGAGAAGAGGGACCCCCAGCAGUUCUUCGCUUGGCCCGUCACGGACCACAUUGCGCCCGGCUACUCCCAGAUCAUCAGCCAGCCCAUGGACUUCAGUACCAUGAAGCAGAAGAUUGAUGACAACCAGUACGCCACCCUCGCCGAUUACAUUGAGGACUUCAAACUGAUGUGCAACAACGCCAUGGUCUACAACCACCCGGAGACGAUCUACUACAAGGCGGCCAAGAAGCUGCUGCACGUGGGCUUGAAGAUGAUGACCGCGGACAAGCUGAAGCCCUUGCGCUCCGUCGUCAGCUACAUGGCGGAGAUACCGCAGGACGAGCUGGGCUUCGAACUGGGCUGCGAGGAGACGGCAGCGCCCUUGGGGACCAUCAAGACGGAGCCCGGCGAGGACGGGCCCGUGGAGGGCGACGCUCUCGAGGACACGGCGGAGCUGCAACAGGAGAACAAGAGGAGGCUUCGAGAAGCCAACAAGCCACUGAGCAAGUUUGAACCAAUCCCAGAUGACUUGACCCCGGAGGAGAUACUGGAGCAGGCUCAAAGAGCAGCACAGUCGGCGGCACAGCGACUGUCCUUGAAGCGAGCUGGUGCAAAGAUGGGUUUCCUACGUCAGCGGAAGGACGGCACUACUUCGCUAGCGAUAGUGGUGCCCAACGAUGGAGUAACGCCCGGCACAAAUGAGAGACCCAUCUCUUUGGGCAUGCUGUGUGGGAAGCUGACGCAUGGCACAGGCCAGCUGCAAGGUUUCCGAGAAGAUAGGCGCAACCUUGCCAAAACAGUGAAACCGCUUUAUUAUGGAGCAUUUGGUUCAUACGCUCCAUCGUACGACUCAACAUUUGCUAACCUGACGAAGGAAGAAACUGACCUCAUUUAUCAGACCUAUGGUGACGAGACAGCAGUCAAGUAUGCAGAAAGCAUCCUGGACUUCUCCAAAGACUGCGACUACACGCUGACAAUGGUGGACAACCUGCUGGACCUGCUGACGGCCGGGGAACACCGCAAGACCAAGCACAUCCUGGAGGAGAAGAGGAAGCUGCGCGAGGAGGAGGAGCGGAUACGCCAGCUGCUGGAGGACAAGGGCUCCCCUGCCGUGCCCCCCGCGCCAGUCGACAUCGGGGCCCUCAAGUCGCUGUCCGACAUCGGCAUCGACACCUCCUUCCUCGAGUCCUUAGAGAAGGACAUGCGGAGGUCGGACGAGCAGAAAGCCGCGGAAGACGCGAUGCAGGCCGGGCUCGACCACACGUCGUCCCUGCUCCAGAAGCUGCAACAGGUCCAGAACGACCGGCUGAGCCUGCCUCCGCCCGCCCACCUGGCACACGUGCCGCAGCCCUCCGAGAACGAAGUGCAGCUGGCUGAGAAGAUCACGGAGAGCCUGAAGGACAUGGCCAAGAAGGUGCCCCCGGGGGCGAUAGCGCCGGUGUCGGCGGUGCGGAAGGCGAUGGGCGUGCAGCCGGCGGCGGCGGCGUCGCCCGCGCCGGCGGAGGCCAGCAGCGGGGAGGAGAACCCCGCGUCGGUGGCCUCGGAGGCUCCCGUGGAGGAGGUGGACGUGGAGGGCACGUCCUCGCAGGCGGAGGAGGAGCGCGAGGCAGGGCCGGAGGUGCCCGACCUGGAGUCGGAGCUGCGCGAGUUCCUGGAGAGCGAGCCGGCGCUCAGCAACUCCCCGCUGCAGGGCGACCGCACCAUCGAGGAGAUCCUCUCCGAGUCCUAGUGCACGUCCGCUCCUGCCCGGCAGUUUGUGUCGCGAGGUAGGUGUUGAAGGGUGUAUUUGUCCAAGUGCACGUUGUGUGCCUCCGUCUGCUUCUACCCCACGUGUAUGUCUGUAUCUCUGUGUGCUCGUCCAGCUUCUGUUCGAAACAUUCCUCUCACCGCAAUCUUGAUCCUUGUCUGUGUUACAGUAAAGAAGCAGACAAUGGCCCAUACCCAUUAGGUAGCAGUCAGGGGCGUCUGUGACAUACUUUUGAGUUAGACGCAGACUUACUGGAAGUGUUGCUGUUUUAAAAUAAUUUCAGGUACUUUUUUUUUCCUUUGAACUUUUGUGCUCUUACUAACUCUUGAAAAGUAGGAUAAAUAUUUUUGUAAUAUCUUUUACUGAAUAGGUGAACCAAAUCAUGUUAUUUAUCAAGGAAUUUUCAUGUGAGUUUAUUCUGAUGGCUCUCUUGCAAUUCUUGUUGGGUCAAAAAAAAUUUUAAACUAAAUUCUAAGCACUAUUUAUGAGUUUUAAAUGGUCACACAAGUGAUCAUAACCACGAACACUUUUGUGACUUACUGCCAUUAGAUAAUAUUUCGUAAAAAAAUCUUUUGAAAAAAUUUUGUGAAAGGAGAUACUGUGAAAAAGAUUUUUAAGGAAAAGCCUUCAAAUAAUAGCCAUGACAAGAAAAUUAGUUAACCAACAUGGAAUGUGAGACGGAGCCUUCAGCUUGAAAAAUGUUCAUUUUCAUGUUUAAUAGUGCAGCAUAAUGCCAAAUAAUUUGUACUGUUCAUACUGAAUGUUUUAAGAUAUGUACCAUCAUAUCAAACAUAAAAUAUACGUAGUUUAUAAAGGUUUGUUUUUCUAUCAUGUUAGAAUGUUCUUGUGCAUUUUAAUUUUUUUCUCUCUGUAAUUCAUAAUGUGUAUUUUUCCAUAAUUUAUGCUUUGGCCUUAAAACAAUAAUCAAAAAAAAUUUUAAAACCAGUAUUUGUGUACAUCUAUAUAUAGUAUUUGUAUUGUGACUGUUAAUGUGAUUUGUAUAUAAACAUGUUGUAGUUCUUUAAACAAAACUAAACCAACAUUUUUAUUUAUUUAUUUUUUAAUAGUUAGUUCAUUUACAAAUUUGAAACCAAUAAAUGUAUUAAUAAAGUGUUUUCAUAAAAUUGUA
Messenger RNA from Bacillus rossius redtenbacheri, 3602 nucleotides. It is a transcript of the gene Brd7-9, whose product is annotated as bromodomain-containing protein 7. Lineage: Eukaryota; Metazoa; Arthropoda; Insecta; Phasmatodea; Bacillidae. Bases 95 to 2455 code for a protein of 786 amino acids. The record is from RefSeq and is a predicted model, not a curated record. Gene Ontology annotation, biological process: regulation of transcription by RNA polymerase II. Gene Ontology annotation, cellular component: nucleus. The transcript is spliced from 11 exons.